AACAACUUUCCAUGAUUUUAAUUCCGAGGCUCCAAUCGGCCCCGGUUCGGACGAACCUAAAAUUAUACUAGUAUGUCGAGGCAAUGGUUUUCACCACUGUUUUUUUUUUUUUUUUUACUUUGUAUUAACAGCUCUUCCGAAGAAGGGAGAUAUGAUAUCACUAACCCCCAUUCUCUGUAUCUGGGUUAACCUGAUAAGCUUGAUCCAUGGAGGAUAAAGUUUAUCAAACUCAAACAUUGUCUGCAGAUAAACAAAUCGUUGAUUAAAUAUAUAUCAUCAUUCAUGCGGUGAACGUUGUGAAUACCAGGGCGCUGAUAUUUGCCUUUUUGCAAGGAUUCGUUCACAGUUUGUGAUCUGAUUAUUUGCUAGUGUAAGCUGAAAAGGCGCCGGUCCCGAACCGGUAACUAAGACCAGAUCCCAAUUCACAGAGAGGCUGAUUAUAAAUUACCAAGAUGCAGACGACAUUAAUUACAACCGUUCUGGCAAUUUUCUACCUCGGAGUUUCAGCAGAACCCGAGUUUCUCUACAAACAGUUCAGAGACCCUGAACGAGAUGUGUUCCAUUAUGGAAAGUUCCCGUCAGACUUUGCAUGGGGAGUUGCUACGGCGUCGUACCAGAUUGAAGGUGCCUGGAACGAGGACGGCAAGGGUCCUAGUGUUUGGGAUACAUUCGCUCAUACCCCUGGAAAGACCCACUUGAACCAGACAGGAGAUGUGACUUGCAAUAGUUACCACAAAAUCGAAGAAGACGUAAAAAACCUUCAGGAACUAGGCGUCAACCACUACAGGUUCUCGCUGUCGUGGUCUCGGAUCAUGCCAAAGGGAACACCAGAUGUGAUCAAUCCAGCAGGCGUCAAGUACUACCACGACCUUAUUGAUGCUCUUCUUGCUGCCAAUAUCCAACCAAUGGUGACACUCUUUCACUGGGAUCUGCCGCAGCCAUUGAUGGACAUCGGUGGCUGGGAGAAUGAACUCAUGCAUGCGAUAUUCGUUGCCUACGCCGAUUUUUGCUUCCAAGAGUUCGGAGGUAAAGUUACAAAAUGGAUAACUUUCAACGAACCCACUGUAUUUACUGUCUUUGGAUACGAGAUUGGGUACCAUGCUCCUGGUAUGACGCACCUUGGGUGGGGUGCUUACCGUGCUGGUCAUGUCGUUUUAAAAGCUCACGCAACCGCAUACCACUUAUACGAUAAAAAAUAUAGACCACUUCAACAUGGAAUUGUUGGUAUUACUCUUCACUCCCGUUGGUACGAGCCGAAGUCCGACUCAGAAGCUGAUCGCGAGGCAGCAAAGCGAGCUAUAACUGGAGAGCUUGGUUGGUUUGCUCACCCUGUCUUCUUAACUGGUGACUAUCCCGAAGUUGCAAAGAAACUGAUAGCCGAUAAAAGCCGAGCGGUUGGCCUGACGUCAUCUCGAUUCCCAGAGUUUACCGAAGAAGAAAAAUUGAUGCUAAAAGGUUCAGCGGAUUUCUUUGGAUUGAACCAUUACUCGACGAGUUACAUUGAACAUAAGGCGGAUACGUCUCUUAUCCCCAACAUCAUGGCUGACCUUGACUACAAAGCAACUGAGGAUGAUUCGUGGGACAGGACCGGUUCUUGGUGGUUAAGACCGGUUCCAUGGGGUUUGAGGAAGAAUCUGAAUUGGAUCAAAGACACUUAUGGUGACAUUCCAGUUUACAUCACAGAGAAUGGCAUGUCAGAGAAUGAUGGGCCCAUGCGACUUGAUGAUAUGGACAGAGUUACUUAUUAUAGAGCCUACAUCAACGAAAUAUUGAAAGCCCAGCAGAUUGAUGGCGUUAAUUUAAAGGGCUACAUCGCCUGGACAUUGAUGGAUAAUUUUGAAUGGGCGGAAGGCUACAACGAGCGAUUCGGCCUCUUCCAUGUGGACUUUGAAGACCCUCAAAAACCAAGGAGACCUCGUGCAUCCGCCAAAGCUUUUGCUGAAAUCAUUAAAAACAACGGCUUCCUCAAGCCAAACGAGAAAUCAGAAUUAUAACGUUUGAGCGUCGAUUCCACAAAUGAUAUAUAAUACUAAAUAAUAGAAGCAAUCGCAUAUUACAACGUAAAAUUAAAACUAACCGAUAUGGAAAGUCAUUCGUUCCUACUGCAAUUAGAUUUUAUGAUGUUUUAGUGUAAUAAUUAUUUUUAACCUACCAUUUUAAACUGAUUUUAACUGAGGAAUUCUGUGUUUAUAUUUGUCUAUUUUUGUUUUUAACAUGUUGUACGGUUAAGGCCAAAUGAGUUUCCCCAUUGUGGGAUAAUAAAAUUUUAUUGAGUUUAAUUGAAUUGAAAUAAAUAUAAUAUUGAAUUUA
This is a messenger RNA of Anneissia japonica, 2310 nucleotides long. Its product is annotated as cytosolic beta-glucosidase-like. Gene Ontology annotation, molecular function: hydrolase activity, hydrolyzing O-glycosyl compounds. The transcript has 3 exons. The coding region runs from base 453 to 1994 and encodes 513 amino acids. The record is from RefSeq and is a predicted model, not a curated record. Gene Ontology annotation, biological process: carbohydrate metabolic process. NCBI's taxonomy places the organism in Eukaryota, Metazoa, Echinodermata, Crinoidea, Comatulida, Comatulidae.